AUGGGUGUAGCCCAGUCCAAUGAGCAUGGUGCAUCAUCCCCAGAGGAGUUGAGCUCCGUGCUUGCCGAACGUUUCGCCACAAAAUGCUUCACGCCAUUAGAGCUCACGCAUUUCAAAGACAACUUCUUUUCUCGGGCCUUAGAGCAGGGUGGCCUGCGGUACUGGAAUGAGAAAGUCCUCUCAGACUUUUUGGGUAUCCCAGAUGGUAUCUAUACCUCUUCCCAGAAACAGCCGCUAGAUGCAGGGCCGGUGAUCUUCCGCAUGGUCUCUUACCUGGGAGCCUUUCCAUUCCAAAACACGCUCGCACCUAGUGUGUUGACCUUCGAGGCCAUGGUCAAGGUGGUUGUGCUCUUGACUGAGCGCUAUGGGAAAGCGCUAAAGCGGGGACACAAGGACCGAAUCAAGUUACUCUUUGGUAGUCUAGCUGAUGUGGGGAGGAAGAUCCCCGCCGAGUCUAGUGGAGAAUGUACGACUGAGGAUUUCGAAGCUCCCGCUGAGCAUUCACAUGCGCUGGGGUUCUCUAUAGACGCACCGGCCAACGAUGAGUACGAUGAAGAUGAGGAUGAUGAUCUUGCCCUUGCAGCACUGGAGUCUCUUGAUGCGAUUGAAGUGUUCAAACACGAUCACCGCGUUGACAAGACCGUUUACGAGACACGGAUUUCUAUCGAUACAUUCCGCCGAUUGCUUAUGCUAUUGCUUGUCAUUGCACCACUGAAGCCAUUGGAGUCUUUGAGGGUAUACACAUCUGGAUUGGAUGUUCAGCGUAUGAUAUCGCUCAAGAAAGAAGCAGACAGUAUCAUUGCAGCCUUUUCGCCGGAAGAGAGCGAUGGUGGGAUAUCUUACAAGGCUUUUGCCCGAACGAUAUCGUUGUCUCUGCCAUAUCUGUUCGAUCCGCUGACUGCUCUUUUCGAGCACAUGCUUUUCAGCAAGAAUUUGAAUCUAUCCCAACGCCACCACAAGGGUCAAGCUACGGAGACCGAGCAGGAGGAAAGCGAGGAAAACGAAGAACCUCCCUCGACGCCGACUGCACUUACACUUCCGGGAAGCUUUGAGUCGGCCAUAUUAAACCCAACACUUACCUCCCAUCUUUCAUUCUUCCUCCCGUCCACAUCACCCGAUAUCAAUAUCUUCCGAAGCAGCGUCAAACUACAUCCCGUAUUCUCCACAAGCGCCCACGGGUCUUCAUUAACAUCUUUCUCUCACCACGUUCUUACCUGGCAAACUGCCACCCUACUCCUCCUGCAAGGAUCUCCAGCAGACUCAACUAGCGAAGAAUUGAUAACACUCGGCGCCUACAUUCCCCAAACGUGGAAGACCUCCAUAUCGACCUCGAGCUCAUCUUCAACAUCCGACCUUCUCCCCUGCCUCUUCCAACUAUCCCCGAAGCACAUCCUCCUCCCAGGCAACCCCUCCCCAUCCGCAAAGAAGCCCAACACCCCAACCGCCUAUUUCUCACCCAACACCGGCAUCGCAAUCGGCUGCCGAAUCCCCGCCCCGUCCCGCACGCAGCAAAACUACCCGACUCCACACGGAGCAGGCAGUCUCAUCAUCGACGCCAACAUAGAAACCGCCGAGUUCCAUGCCGAACCCGUUGGACACGAUGGCGUCUUCUUACCCGCUGCCAACACAUCCCCCGGAGACCCGCCCACAAAGGUCAAGCUUGAUCUGUACACCCUGGAGAUUUGGGGUAUCGUCCCAGAUCCGGAGUCGUCGUUCUCCGCGGACCCAAGGUUAAGUCCGGUGGAGAUCCAGCGUGCAAAGUGGGAAUUCGAGGCACGGGAGGCUGAGCGUCGUCGUAAUAUCAAUCUCAAAGCCGGGGCUGGGGACUCGGCGAAAGAGAGUGCGAGGUGGCUUUUGGAGACGGCUGGUAUCAUUGGGGAUGAGGCGAGAUAUUCUGGUGGGAGGGGUUAA
Molecule: messenger RNA, 1911 nt
Organism: Penicillium verrucosum
Lineage: Eukaryota; Fungi; Ascomycota; Eurotiomycetes; Eurotiales; Aspergillaceae
Product: TLD domain-containing protein
Exons: 2
Coding region: 1-1911 (636 amino acids)
Source: RefSeq, a predicted model, not a curated record